Messenger RNA from Oryctolagus cuniculus (rabbit), 2463 nucleotides. It is a transcript of the gene TMEM130, whose product is annotated as transmembrane protein 130. The record is from RefSeq and is a predicted model, not a curated record. Gene Ontology annotation, cellular component: plasma membrane. NCBI's taxonomy places the organism in Eukaryota, Metazoa, Chordata, Mammalia, Lagomorpha, Leporidae.
GACGCGCAGCGACACCGCGGCCCCGGGCGAGGACGAGCGCGCUUGGCGCCCGCACCUCCCCGCGCAAGAGCCGCAGCCGCCGCCGCCGCCGCCGCGCUCCUCCGGCUGGCUCUGAGCCCCGCCAUGGCCCCAGCCGUGUGGUCGCGCCUCGGCCGCCUGCUCUGGCUCGCCUGCCUCCUGCCCUCGGCGCCGGCGACGGUGGCCGCAGGUCCGUAUGAACUCAAUCUCACCACCGACGGCCCAGCCACCACGGGAGCAGAGGUGACCGUCUCGGCCAGCCUGGUGGCCAAGGACAACGGCAGCCUGGCCAUGCCCCCAGACACCCACCUGUACCGCUUCCACUGGAUCCACAGCCCGUUGGUGCUCACCAGCAAGACGGAGAAGGAGCUCACCUCCACCAUCCGCGUGCUGGGCAACCUGCCUGGCGACUUCCCCGUGUCCGUGUGGGUCACCGCCACCGACUGCUGGAUGUGCCCGCCUGUGGCCCGGAGCUUCACCGUCCUCACCAUCACAGAUUCUCUGGUGGGGACCCUCGUGGUGACCCAGAACAGCUCCCUGCCCUGGCCCAGCUCCUACCUCACCAAGAUGGUCCUCAAAGUCGCCUUCUUGCUCCACGACCCCAGCGACUUCUUCAAGAACGCCUCGUUCCUCUACAGCUGGGACUUCGGAGACGGGACCCUGAUGGUGACUGAAGACGCUGUGGUCUACUACAACUACUCCAUCAUCGGGACCUUCACGGUGAAGCUCAAGGUGGUGGCCGAGUGGCAGCAAGCCAAGCCGGACGCCACCACGGGCGUCGUGCAGAAGACCGGCGACUUCUCCGCCUCGCUGAAGCUGCAGGAAACCCUUCGGGGCAUCCAAGUGCUGGGGCCCACCCUGAUCCAGACCUUCCAAAAGAUGACAGUGACCUUGAACUUCCUGGGGAGCCCGCCCCUGACCGUGUGCUGGCGUCUCAAGCCUCAGUGCCUCCCGCUGGAGGAAGGGGAGUGCCACCCUGUGUCCGUGGCCAGCACAGCUUACAACCUGACCCACACCUUCCGGGACCCAGGGGACUACUGCUUCAGCAUCCGAGCCGAGAACGUCGUCAGCAGGACGCACCAGUACCACAGAAUCCAGGUGUGGCCCUCCAGCAUCCAGCCGGCCGUCUUUGCUUUUCCGUGCGCCACACUGAUCACCGUGAUGCUGGCCUUCAUCAUGUACAUGACUCUUCGCAACGCUACCCAGCAAAAGGACAUGGUGGAGGUGGCUGAUUUUGACUUUUCCCCCAUGUCUGACAAGAACCCGGAGCCGCCCUCUGGGGUCAGGUGCUGCUGCCAGAUGUGCUGCGGGCCCUUCUUGCUGGAGACCCCGUCCGAGUACCUGGAGAUCGUCCGCGAGAACCACGGGCUGCUCCCGCCCCUCUACAAGUCCGUCAAAACUUACACCGUGUGAGCGCCACCGACCCAGAGUUUCGGGCGGGGUGCCGCAUGCCCCUGAGUGGUGGGGGUUCACACGUUGUUGUGGGGGGGGGCGUCUGUCUGUACAGGCCAGCGCUUGCCACCCCCUCCAGACCAUGUGCCCAUCUGUACCACAAGCCCUGCUCAGUCACCCUCAGCCCACCGCCUGCCACAGAGGACCCUGCCACUUGGUGUUGUCCCUGUUCCCAGCCCGCUGGGCCCCACUGCGCCUCACCCAUCCCUCUCAUACUGGCCUGGCUGUCGUCUGCCCGGAGGACCCGGGGCCUGUGAGCAGAGGUCAUUGGCUGUAGGGAGUAGAUACAUAAGGAAAGACUGCUCACCCCAUGAGUGCAGACACACACACACACACACACAUACACAGCAACACGCACGCACACAUGUCCCACAGGCGUCUCGCUCUGUAUCUGCCAGGGCACCUGCUGGUUUGCACCUGAAUUGGAACACAAUGCAGUCUGACCCUGUCCCCUGUCCCCUGCCUCGGGGCCCCCGGCCCAGCUCCUACCCCCACCCCGUGCAUUGUCCCCGCAGCUCCCUGGUUGCCUCUGGAGGCCACCACCUUCCCUGCCUGUUUGCUGGGAGCUAGAGGAGGGCGGGAGGAGACUUUGCGAGUGCAGGGAGCUGUGUGAACAUCACCUUGUUUAAUUGAGACGCAGUUUCCAUUGAGGAAAAGGAGAGGUGGAGUCCCUGGGGACCUGGAUCCCGGGGCAGGGGAGCAGGUUGGGGGGUGCGGCAGCCCUGCCUUCCCAGCUGUCCCGGGGCGGUGGUAGGGGAGUCCAGGGACGUGGGGGAGGCCCUGCAGAGGAGAGAGCAGGUGCUAAGGGCGGUGAGGAUUGAGUCCCGGUGUGCAGCCUGCACCUGCGGGGCAGGGAUGGGCAAGAUGGCGGGGGCGGGGCUCUGUGGCUGUCACCGUUUGCUCUCCGAUUUUGUGCUAGAACCCACACUGCCGUGCCGUCACUCUCAUGAACCACCGCCAUUCCUGCUGGAUAAAGCUUGUGUGUUCCAGGCA